Messenger RNA from Symbiodinium necroappetens, 1506 nucleotides. The record is from the annotation of a GenBank genome assembly. Lineage: Eukaryota; Dinophyceae; Suessiales; Symbiodiniaceae.
AUGGAUGCUUACGAUGCUCGAUGGAACGAUUUGUGGGCGAAGCUUCUUGCAACAUUUCAAUCAGAAACUGGGCAUCCUCCACCCGAGCAGCUAGAGGAAUGUGAGGUCGACAUAUUGCAGCGGUUGUUGCGUGCGGAGCUGGGUGUGACGGUUGUCAAGAAAUUGAAGCGCAACCUCCCAAAAGCAAAACGUACAUUGCAGGCCACGGCCCGAAGACUGCAGGCAGUCGCCACACGGUUGUGGUCAGCAGCCGAUGCCGAAGAUGCAGUGCGGGAGGUGGAGGUGUUGGAGCGCAAUGGGGAUUGGCAUGGUGCCCGCGAGGCCUAUGCCAAAGUCUUGGUGCUCAGUCCAAGCCGGUUCACGGAUCUGGCGGUUCGGUUUGCUCAGUUGUUGCACAUAAUGGCCACAUCGAGUGACGGUGAUCCGGAUGCGUGCGAGCAAGUGUUGCGUCAGGCCCUUGCGGGCGAAGCUGCGACAAACGAGCGCGCAAUUUUAGCCAGACUUGCCGUAUUUUUGCUCCAGGAUGGACGCGAGGAGGAGGCCCUGCCGCUGCUGCAAUCUGCCGGUUACCAAUACAGGCUAGCAUCCUGGAUUUGGCGAUGCUCCUCUGCACAGCUUUCCGUCGACACUGCAGGGUUUCCCGGUUGUGUUUUUGACAACGCAUUACUGCCGAGCUUGUUCCAGCGUUUGCAGCAAUUUCUCGCGCCGGACUCCCGGUUCUGGAGUGAGCAUGGUUACAACGAGGUGACGGGAAGUGGGGAAAAUGGAUAUUUCAGCUACAUUCAGACUCUGACUGGGCAAGAGCAGAACGCUCUAGAUGCCAUCAUCCGGCACGUCUGGGAGUUCCUAAAGAAAGGAGGCUACUUCCCCCGAUUGUCGGAGGCCAAGGUUGCAGAAUGGUGGGCCCACAAGCGACCACAUGCUUGUGGUCAUCAGAUGCAUUACGACAGUGACAACGAAGGCAUUGGUGGGGUGCGCAACCCCAUUUGUAGUUGCGUGCUGUACGUGAUGGCGCCACGCGGCAUCGGUGGACCGACGCUUGUAACGGAUCAGGUGCUUGCCAGCGGGUCUCUAGGAAGAAGGGGCUGGUUCGUGCAUCCGAACGAGGGUCGAUUGGCGGCCUACGAUGGCAGAUAUUUCCAUGGCGUGGUUCCAGGUUGCGGUGUAGCUCCCUGUUCGGAAGAGCCACUGCGGCGAAUUACUUUCAUGAUCGCAUUUUGGCCUGAGAUUGAAUUGCGUCCUUUCGGAGCAGAUGGCCUUGCGGGAAGCAGCCGCCCUGCACCUGAUCCUUCGCAUUUUUUGGAGAUCGGUGAGCGGAGAUACACCUGGCAUCAAGCUUUGUCUUUGCCUUCGAUGGCUGCCGAGGCUGCCGGGAAUCUGAACCCUGCACCUGCACCCUCGGAAGUUCUGUUGCCCAGCAACGCACCGGUCUGGGUCACAUUGGACGGUGACCCAAUGCCGGACGAAGCGGGGUUGCCUGACAUUGGCGCAUGCUUCCAGUUCUGA